Messenger RNA from Emericellopsis cladophorae, 1017 nucleotides. RefSeq names its product Quinate dehydrogenase-like protein. NCBI's taxonomy places the organism in Eukaryota, Fungi, Ascomycota, Sordariomycetes, Hypocreales, Bionectriaceae. Gene Ontology annotation, biological process: shikimate metabolic process; chorismate biosynthetic process. Gene Ontology annotation, molecular function: shikimate 3-dehydrogenase (NADP+) activity. The record is from RefSeq and is a predicted model, not a curated record. The coding region runs from base 1 to 1017 and encodes 338 amino acids. The transcript is spliced from 2 exons.
AUGCAGAGAUCACUACAGAAUUCUACAUCUCCCGAGGGGGUGCCCAUCAUCUCCUCUUCCGCUACACUGCCACCAGCUUUGGUCGAUGAGGUUGCGCCUCUGGAGAAGCAUGGCUUCCUCUUUGGCCAGAAGCUCACAAACUCAUGGUCACCAUUCCUACACGAUGUGAUAUACAGUCAUCUCGGUCUCAACUGGGGCCAGGUGCGCUUAGACUCUGCAGACGUGGAUCUGUUCUUGAAACUGAUCCAACACCCCGACUUUUAUGGCGCGUCCGUCACCAUGCCUAACAAAGUCGCCAUCGUGCCCCAUCUCCACAUCCUCACACAGGAAUGCCGCGACGUCGGCGCCUGCAACACCCUCUUCACCCGUCCACAUCCCUCUAAUCCGUCCCGUCGCCUCCUCUGCGGCGCCAACACUGACGUCCUCGGCAUCAAGAACAGUUUCAUCUACAACGUGCCCCACCCUGAGCAAGUCUACCACGACAAACCCGCCCUGGUCAUCGGGGGAGGCGGUGCCGCGAGGAGCGCAGUGUACGCACUGCGCAAGUUCCUCCAGGUUACAGACAUUUACCUCGUCAAUCGCGAAGCGAGCGAGGUGGAGGCCGUGAUCAGGGACUGCAAGGCGCGGGGAUACGGCCAAGAUCUGAUCCACGUGUCGACAGAAGCCCAGGCAAGACAACUCGCACACCCUGGCGCCAUUGUCGCCUGCGUGCCGGAUUUCCCGCCGACCACACUGGAGGAAAUCCUCGCGCGCUCCAUCACGACCAUCUUCCUCUCCAAGGACGCGUCCGCCAAGGGCGCCAUGCUGGAAAUGUGCUAUAACCCGACGCCGUUCACAGAACUGGGCAAGCUGGCCGAGGGCAUGGGGUGGCAGGUGAUCUUGGGCACGGAGGCAUUGAUAUGGCAGGGCCUUGAGCAGGAUCGGUAUUGGACGGGGCGGGAGUUGAGUGAGCUGCCUGUCGAGGAUGUCAAGGCUGCUAUUGCGGACAAGGUCGCGGCCAGGAUGGCGAAACUGUGA